Candidula unifasciata is the source of this 1011-nucleotide messenger RNA. The record is from the annotation of a GenBank genome assembly. NCBI's taxonomy places the organism in Eukaryota, Metazoa, Mollusca, Gastropoda, Stylommatophora, Geomitridae.
AUGCUCCAGCAGAGGGGGCCAAUCGCUUUAAAGGGGUUUUCUGGGGUAGGAAAAGAGCUGGUUAAAGUGUUUAGUGCAGCCGCAGAAAGCACAAAGGCCCGUUGGGCGGGUUGCGUGAUCCAGAAUCAGAUUAGGGAUGCAUUGUUUGCACGAAUCACCGAAAUGAUCAACUGUGCGGCUCUUUGUGGAGUCAAUGUGCUUUGUCUUCAAGAGCUCUGGACCAUGCCAUUUGCAUUCUGCACAAGAGAGAAGUUACCAUGGACAGAGUUUGCCGAGUCGGCACUGCAUGGACCAGCAACACAACUUCUCCAAAAGCUUGCUGUUCGGCACAACAUGGUUAUUGUUUCUCCCAUUUUGGAACGUGAUGAAGAACGAGGCGAUGUCCUGGCCAACACUGCUGUGGUAAUUUCCAACACAGGACAAGUACUAGGAAAAUCCAGGAAGAACCAUAUACCUAGAGUUGGAGAUUUUAAUGAGUCCUCAUAUUACAUGGAGGGGGAAACAGGACACAAAGUCUUUCAAACUCAAUUUGGAAAGAUUGCCAUCAACCUGUGCUUUGGCCAUCUUCAUCCCCAGAACUGGAUGUUGUAUGGAAUAAAUGGAGCAGAAAUUGUCUUCAACCCUUCAGCAACUAUUGCGCAGCUGAGCGAACCUGCUUGGCCAAUUCUAGCAAGAAAUGCAGCAAUAGCAAACAGCUACUUUACAUGUGCAAUCAACAGGGUUGGAACUGAAGUCUUUCCAAAUGAAUUCACAUCAGGUGACGGAAAACCAGCUCACAGAGAUCUAGGACUUUUCUAUGGUUCCAGUUAUGUCACAGCACCUGAUGGAAGCAGAACUCCUGGACUUUCGCGAACAAAAGAUGGAAUAGUCAUUUCUGAGGUUGACCUGAAUCUUUGCAGACAAGUCAAUGACCAGUGGUCAUUUAGGGUGACUCAGAGACUGGAGUUGUACGCCAAAGAGUUAAAUGAAGUAUUAAAGCAAGACUGGAAACCUGACGUCAUCACAGAGUAA